GUACACACCACCAUACGGCGAAAUUGAUUGGAAAAGAAAAUGUCAAUCUCUAUUAGUUUUUCAAAUUUAAAUGGGAUGAAAACUUCCAUCCCUUUGAGAUAUUCAAUUCAAUUUCAACUCCUUAUCCUAGUUGGGAACCUAUUUUGGAUAUAAUUAUUUUACUGCAAGAAGAAGUGGCUAGCUGGCCUUCGAUUUUCAUCCAGUUUCCAAAAGUCUCAUUUGUUCACUGAGACUGAGAGACAAAGUUCUGCCCCAGUGCCUCUGCCUGCUUGCAUUGCGUCUGCUGUCACCACACAAUGGCAGGAAUAGCUAUUGUAUUGGAUCUCCUAAGGAAAAAUCAAAGCUUUACUGGUCAAGCCCUUCAUUCUCAUGGCAUGUUCUCAGCCAAACUCGCUACCUCGGCUGCUGCUGCCUCUGCUUCUGUUGUUGCCACUUACCCUUUUGCCUUUAGGGCUUCUUUCGGUAAUAGUGCACCACGAAUUGCAUUUUGCGAUGCUGGCACAGGAUUUUCUGAAGAUUAUAUUUCCAGCCUACAAAGCGAUCAAUCAAUAAUUAAUUUCGAUCAACAUGAUUAUUCGUUGAAGCAGAGUACCAAACAAUACAACAUUAAGUUGAAACCUUUAUUCUCAGCAUUUAUGUGGAUGAAUCUUGCACGCACUGCCUUGAAAUGUUUCCUAUUUUCUUAUUUACCUCAUCUGGUAUCUCGUGCUAACAUGGAGGAUGAGGAAGAUUUGCUACCUGAGGAAGAUUAUCGUGUCAAUUCGGUGACUCUUUUCAAGAAAUCAAUGAAACAGAUUGGUUGUGAGACCGCUGUUGAAACUACGAGACGCAUCCUGGAAAGGUUAGUUGCCCACUAUGUUUCGCAGCGCAUGGUAUGGAAGCUAACUAAAGAUGUGCCCAUGUCAGCUGCAUGCAAGGCUCAAAGGGGCAUGUCUAGUGUGAUCUAUUUUACUAGCGUUACAAAAACAGCAUGUAGAGGUCAUUUUUUGGGAAUUUUGGCAUCAUGGUUUGUCCAAGUUGGCAUCGAUAUAUGGCAAUUUUUCAAAUCUAAACAAGAUGAUAAUGAUGGUAGAUCAGCAAGAAUUCAGAUUCUACGAAGGAAGAUUUUCAUUGCUAGUGUUAGAUGUGGUGCAUGUCUGGUUUUUGUUUCUAUAGGAGCAGGGUUAGGAGCAAUGUUGUUUCAACCUACAACUAGCCAGUGGAUUGGAUGUGCUAUUGGAGAAGUGUCUGGAUCAUUCAUUGUACCCUUUUUCUUUGGCAAAGUUCUUCACAUGGUACUUUGACGAGUUUUCUUGACAGAGACGGAUUCUCAGUAUCGAACCCAAUUCAAAUUUCAUAUUUGUUAAGGUUUUAGUAUUUUUUCACCU
Molecule: messenger RNA, 1367 nt
Organism: Capsicum annuum
Lineage: Eukaryota; Viridiplantae; Streptophyta; Magnoliopsida; Solanales; Solanaceae
Exons: 2
Coding region: 297-1283 (328 amino acids)
Source: RefSeq, a predicted model, not a curated record